ACCAAAACAGUGGCAAGAAUGUCAGAACUCGGUCCUCCUAAGAUGGGCUAAAUGGAUCUGCUUGGUGUUUUAUAAGCGCACAUCAGCUUUUCGGAUCUUUAAGAUCCGAUUAUGGUGCGGCAGAUCGCAACAAUUCGUGCGUUUACGUUAAAAUAUGCCAUUAAACCUUCGUUCGUCAGCAGUUGGUGGUCGUUAGCUGUAAAUUCUGGCUUGCAGAAAACCACAAAGUUAUGCAAAGAUAAUUUCAACUAAAUAAAGUUUCUGCAAAGGGCAACGGAUGGAGCACACACUACUUAUCCUUAACCUAACACAAUUUAACUCAGAUUAUCGUUGAUAUUGCUUAUGGCUUGCGUUUCUGGCUCCAGUGCAAAAAAUGUCCAGUCCAAAUGUCAGCUCACCGGUGAUGGCGGUGACUUCAGCGGCCGCGGAGCAGAAAGCGAGCCCGGCGUCAUUUGAGAUCUACGGGAAGAUCUGGAACGUGCAGGCUCGGUUGGGUCAGGGCGUCUCGGCCUCGGUGUACCGGGUGAGCUCCGGUAGGGCCACUUCUGCAGUCAAAGAGUUUCAGGUGGACCCGCAAGGUGGAGAUUAUGGGUACCUCAAGGAGAGCUCGGUGCUGGAGAAGAUUCAGGGACAUAAGAAUAUCGUGACGCUGUAUGGGAUGUUUACCAAUCAUAACCCCUUCGGUGUGGCCACUCAUUGCCUGUUGUUGGAGCUGCUGGAUGUGAGUGUGUCUGAGCUGCUGGUCCGGGCCAGUAAUCAGGGUCACUCCAUGUGGUUGAUUCAGCACUGCGCCCGGGACGUAUUGGAGGCUCUGACCUUCCUGCACAGAGAAGGUUUCGUCCAUGCAGACCUCAAGCCCCGCAACGUCCUCUGGAGCGCUGAUGACGAGUGCUUUAAACUCAUCGACUUCGGACUUAGCUUUAAAGAGGGACAUCAAGAUGUGAAGUAUAUCCAGACAGAUGGAUACCGGGCUCCUGAGGCUGAGCUGCAGAACUCAUUGGCUCAGGCAGGUGUGGAGAGCGACUCAGGCUGCACAACCGCUGUGGAUCUGUGGAGUCUGGGCAUCGUCCUGCUGGAGAUGUACUCAGGAAUGAAACUCAAAGAAACUGUCAAGUCUCAGGAAUGGAAGGAUAACAGUUCUGCAAUCGUAGACCAAAUAUUUUCAAGCAAUGCUUUGGUUUACCCAGCUAUCCCUGUCUUUCAUUUGAGGGAUCUGAUCAAAAGUAUGCUUCACAAUGACCCUAAACUCAGAAGCACAUCCGAGGCUGCAUUAAUGAGCCCUUUCUUCAGCAUUCCCUUUGCACCUCAUAUUGAAGAUCUGGUCCUUCUGCCCACACCUGUCCUGAGACUACUAAACGUAAUUGAUGACAGCCAUCUGUAUAAUGAGGAUGAGUAUGAAGAUAUAAUAGAGGACAUGAAAGAAGAAUGUCAAAAGUACGGCACAGUUGUGUCCUUAUUGAUCCCGAAAGAGAAUCCCGGCAAGGGACAGGUGUUUGUGGAGUAUGCAAAUGCUGGAGACUCCAAAGAAGCCCAGAGAUUACUGACAGGCCGUACUUUUGAUGGCAAGUUUGUGGUUGCUACAUUUUACCCACUGAGUGCCUAUAAGAGAGGUUACUUAUACCAAACUGUACAGUAAAACUGUACACACACACCUCCAUUCAAAAAGUGUAAUUUACUUUACAAUCAUGUUAAGUUCACUUUGUGUGUAUUGUUUAACUGAUGCGCUACCUUUAAUAUUUACAUCUCACACAGAUUAAGAUUAUUGUGAAAAUAAGACACAUGAGAGGAAUAAGGAGAAAAGUUUUAGUGCCUGCUUCCUACUUUUAUACUAAAGGAUCGCACCAUUAUAAGACACUUACAUUUACUUUGUGAUAGCUGGUUGCCAGAUAUUCACUAUUUAUGCUUCCAUUUUUUUUCUCUUUUUGCAGUGGCAUUGAUGCGCUGCUUUGGUUUACACACUGCCUUCUAAACACUUUAGAGACUAGGUUUACAUGCUCUUUGAAUGUCUACAAUUCCACAAUUUGCAGUUUACGUGGGCUGUUUUCUUCCGUUCUAUUUUUCCGUUGUUAGUUUUAGUGGUGGUAUGUUGGUAUUUCCAGUAAUUAUGCACAUAUUUAUAAACUACUGGCGAAAUACACUGGCCUACAUGCACUGUGGCGUGGUUAACGUUUAUGUUCGACUUGACCAUGAAAGCUGUUUAACCUUAUUUUUAAAAAGACACAAAUCCAUCAGCGUCUACAGAGAGAGCACAAAUAUUACCGAGCGGGUAGCCUUGUGCUAUAUAGAUCAUCCUUAAGUGACUUUUCAUUGCAUAUUCAGGGGUUGACUGGAACGAGACUCCACGUCGAACACAAAAGCCACAAUCUGUGUCUCAUCUAAAAUGUUUGUCAAAACCUCAAUUGAAAAUAACAUCGUUAUACAAUUUCAAACUUGAAUUCCAAAGUAUAACUUGUCUUGUGGAGACAUUCAAGUGAUAAAAUGCAUGAGAUGUUGUGGUGAGCUGCAUAACUCAUUUAUAGCACACAUCUGUAAAGAUUCAGGAGCAAAUAAUCUACUCUGUAUCUUCCUUAAGCUGGACUGCCUACACGCUGAUAAAUAAUGCUGUUUACUUCACCUGUGUUACUUUCAUAUUUAAUAUAUGGUGAAACAAAUGUGUAGCACACCAUUUCAUAUUAAUUCAGAAAGGCUUUUUUUUCUUGUUGGCUUCUUGCUGGAGGGAAAGUUCAGCCAAAAUUGAAAAUCUAACUUUUCAAGAUUUUUCUUUAACCAAACAUCAAAGAAGAGUUUUUACUGAGUUUAAGUCAAGGCUAUUUAAUUAGUUUGUCAUGGGGGCCAGUUCAUGAAAAGCAUCCUAAAUGAGGGGCCAGAGAGUUAUGGCUUGCAAUAUAAGUAAUGACAAAACAGCAAUAUAAGAGCCCAUGUGCUGUAGUUUUGCUCCUUAAGACACCCACGUCUGCUUUUUCUACAUGAAAACGUUAAUAUGUUGUAUUUUGAAACUACACAACGUCACUGCAUUGUACAAUGUGGCUUUUUUUACAAACAUAUUUAAAUGUUGUAUUUCGAAGCACAAUAAAAUCAGUGUAUUGCUCAUGUAGGCUUCUACAUUCAAACACAUUUAUAUGUUAUGUUUUGAACUGUGUAACGAUUAGGGAUGCAACAAUUAGGGAUGCAACGAUUAUAGAUUUUGAUUGUAUGAUUGAAGUCUGAAGAAUAAUUAUGGUUUCACGGUUAUUACGAUUAUUAUGCAUUUAUUUAAUUCAAAAGACUUACUAGUUUAGAAAAAUCACAAGAAAACUGCUUAUAUUUAAAAGUGUUAUUUAUUGCUGCUCAGUAACCAAAUACAGCACAAAAUAUUCAUAAAAAAUGAAAAAUAGUAAAUUUUUCUUCUUGGGCUUAAUCUAAAGAGAAUAAAUGCGAAAGUUUUUGAUUUAAACAGGAGUGAUGAAAAUAAAUGACAGAACAAUGAAUAAAUAAAUAAAAAUAAAAAAAUCGUAUUUGUCUAAUGUUAAUUUAAGCUAUAUAUUAGCUAAGAAUGUAAACUGUUGUUAUUAUCUGUGCGCAUACAUGCAUAAUAAUUUAAAUAAUUUGUAAAAAUUCAUCUAACGUAUCUUUUGUUUACAUUGCACUGAAAGCCAAGCACAGCUCUUACCACUACAGCAUGAGAUCAUAUCUACUGAGUGCACCUGGAGGGCGUGAGUGCGUCGGUCCGCUUGCGAGACAUAAUAUGUGAAUGGCCCGCUGCUAUAGUUAAUCCAGUGUGUGUGCGUAUUAGCCUCGGUAUAAGCUCGGAACUUUAAACUAACACACAGGUGGCAUAACUUUGUUUACUUGCAGCAGUUUUGUUCCAUGCAACAGAAACGUGGCAUUGAGAAGACUUUACAAUUAAUUAACCGUAAUGAAAUAAAGCGCGGUUAAUAGUGAAAUCGGCUAAUCAUUGCAUUCCUAUUAACAAAUUGCCUCGGGGGCUGGGUUCGGCCAGCGGGCCACCAACUGAAUUCCCUGCUUUAAGAUGAUUUAUUCAAAUUCAAAAUGCAUGUCAAUGUCUACCACUUUAAGAGUAAAAAAAACAUCAGGACAAAACAAAAUUAUCUCCUGGCUAUACACUACCUGACAAAAGUCUUGUUGCCUAUCCAAGUUUUACGAACAACAAAAAAAUAUCUCGAUUUCUAUUUGAUCAUUUGGUAUCAGAAGUGGCUUAUUUUACCAAAAUAAAAUAUGAUUAUGCCUUAAUUUAAAUUAUUUAAUUAGGGCAGUAAGGUCUUACUGAGACAAAAGUUGUUUCUUAACAGAAAUAAUGUACAGCAUAGAAUAUAAAGUCAUGGUGCAGUGGAAAAAGAAUUAAUACUGUGUUUGACUCCUAUGAGCUUGGACGACUGCAUCCAUACAUCUCUGCAAUGACUCAAAUAAUGUCAUCAGGAAUGGCAAAGAAAGCAUUUUUGCAGGACUCCUAAUAAUAUUCAUGUCUGAUGACUGGGCUGGCCAAUCCUUGAGCACCUUGACCUUUGGUUUUUAGCAAUUUUGAUGUGGAGGCUGAAGUGUGAGGAGUGCUAUCCUGCUUAAGAAUUUGCUCUCUCAUGGGUUCAUAAUGUAAUGGGCAGCACAAAUGUCCUGAUACCUCAGGCUGUUGAUGUUGCCAUCCACUCUGCAGAUCUCCCACACACACCAUACUUAAUGUUACCCCAAACCAUGAUUUUUUUCUUCACCAAACUUGACUGAUUUCUGUGAGAAUCUUGGGUUCCAAUAGUAUUUGUGAUGACUGGGAUGCAGUUCAACAGAAAUUUCGCUGGAAAAAAAAAUCGGCCUUCUGCUACUUUUCCAAAUGUCAAUUUUUUAUUUGUUGCUCUUACAACUGGGAUUGACGACAAGACUUUUGUCAGGUAUUGUACAUUGAGCUCUUAUAAAGCAAAAUAUUAUAUCGCUGAACCAUUUUGGUUUGAGACAAAAUAUUCAAUGUCCUACUGAAGAAAAAAAAAGGCACCUAGGAUAAGUAAAUUAACACUUUUCAUUUUUGGGUGAACUAUCCCUUUAAAGCUCAGAUGUUCUACACAGACAUAUUAUACUCAAAUAUAUCAGCUAUCUGAGUGGAUUUCACUAUCUAUACAAUAAAUAGUGAGUGAUUUUGAAGUCGUAACAUCAUUUAAAGGCUUUUCCGUUGUUGUGAUAAUGUAUUUUCCAAUGAGUUUGUCUGUGAUUGCAUGACAUGUGGAGUCUUUAGUCCUAGCACAUAGCCAUCGUUUGUAUGAGCAUUCGCAUUUAUUACUUCAUCAAUAUAGUCUGAUGGUUUGUCAGUCUUCCGGGUAUAAUUGUUUUUAUUUUAUUCCUUCUAUACAGUCCAAAUGGCAUACUUUUCUUUGUCCUGCUGUCUAGAAAUGUAAAAUUCACUUCCAGGGCUGCAGUAUUGUAAGUGUACAAGUCAAUGUAAAGAAAGAAGGGGUUGUUUGUUGUUGGCAAUUGCAGAUGUUAACGAAAAAGUCAAACACAAAAUACUAUUAAUUUACUUUUCUAGAUUGGGAGUGGAUUAGAUUUCAUUGUGGCUAUUGUUGUUUUUUUGUUGAUGGAAUGUUUUUAUGAUGUUGUAGUAAAAGAGCACAUCGGUCGAACUGAUAUAUGCAUGUUCUAAGAGCGUGUCUUUUGAGAUUUGGUUAAUUUACUGAAAUUCAGAUUUUGCGCAUUGGAGAAGAAGGGUGAUGAUCUAGAUUUCAUACACUUAUAUAACGCUCUUGUCACUUUGAUGGCAACUUCUAACUCUUGGUUAGAAAGAUUCAUUAUUUAAAUUGUGAGAUUGUAUUGAAAUGCGCUAAAAUCAUCCAGUUAUGACUCAGGAAACUAAUUCACCACUGAUUUUCUCAGUAUUAUCCUUUUUUUCUCUUUCUUUUAAUGUAUGCAAGUAAAAUAAUGUACAGUUGAAGUCAGAAUUAUUAGCCCCUUGGAUUUUUUUUUUUUU
Messenger RNA from Danio aesculapii, 5944 nucleotides. It is a transcript of the gene uhmk1, whose product is annotated as U2AF homology motif (UHM) kinase 1. Gene Ontology annotation, biological process: positive regulation of translational initiation; peptidyl-serine phosphorylation; regulation of protein export from nucleus. The coding region runs from base 374 to 1636 and encodes 420 amino acids. NCBI's taxonomy places the organism in Eukaryota, Metazoa, Chordata, Actinopteri, Cypriniformes, Danionidae. Gene Ontology annotation, molecular function: RNA binding; ATP binding; ribonucleoprotein complex binding. The record is from RefSeq and is a predicted model, not a curated record. The transcript is spliced from 8 exons. Gene Ontology annotation, cellular component: nucleus; neuronal ribonucleoprotein granule.